AUGGCUGAUGAUGAAAGUUUGUUUUCCCUCGAAGUUAUCGUCGAAAAUCUUGAUAAUAUUUAUGUUUCCUGUCGUAAGCCAGCUGUAGCUUUUCGCCUACUUGAUUUCCCAACAGUUGUUAUACGUUCGGAACGCGAAUUCCAUGCAAACGAGCUAUCGUAUGAAAUUCAAUCGGGAAAGUCGUGCCUUUUCAAAAUGAGUGCAGAUAUUCUCCGAGAUAGACUGCGAGAUACACCUUUGUACAUCAUGCUGGUGGACGCCUCCUUCACGAAUACCAAACUUCUGGCGAGUACAACUAUCUCCUUGGUAAGUUCCUUUCAAAACAUACGCGCAAAUACUGAAAAUAAUGGAUUUGACAUGCCUGCUGUUUCAGGAGACAAGGGAGAAUACGAGAUGUACAAUUUAAUGGGCUCUUGUGUUGCUACGGUAAAGCUAGCUUUCAGAAUGUUUAGUUUUGGCGUCGGUAUUACCGGGCAUGUGAAGCAAUCGCUUUCGAAGCAAAUUAAGCGAAAGAAGAAAGAAAGUAUUCCAACUGAACCUCAGACACUCUCUGAGGAAGCUACUAAUAUUGGUGAUAUAAGGGCAUCACCUGAGCAAAAUGAGCACAUUGCAAGUGACAACGAGAUUCCAGUUCAACCCAACAUAGUACAACACACUCACAUUAUGCUAGCUGAUGCUGAUACUCAAACUAACAUAAGUAUAGGGCAAAAUAUGAAACUACAUGAAAAAUUGAACACCCCAGAGUUAUUAAGUAUUCAACAUCAUAAUAUUACAAGACCACCACCAUUAUACUACAACAGCAUUUCAGCAUUCACCAAACUGCCAGUAGUCUUAAAGUCCUCAGAAAGACAGAUUAAAAACCCCAGUGAUGAAUCUACAGCGGCCAGAGUAGUGCCUACAUCAUCAGGAAAAUUAGUAAAACAUCCUAAAGAUGAAAUGCAUUUCAGGCCAGGAUAUAUUGAUGCAUCCGUACAAACAUCUGAAAGCCAUCAAGGUAAUGCUUCAACUCAGUGUUCACAUGAUAAAAAAUUAAGCCUGCCUCUGAUUGAGGCAUUGCUUGAUGAACUAUCCUUAGUUAGGACCAAAUAUGUAAAUGAUAGUUUACCUGAACAAAAUCAUGAACAAUGCACACCACCUAAUAAAAGUAAACAAGUCAGGAUUCACGAGAAAGAUCAUGUCAUCCUAAACUAUCCACAAGAUCAAAAAAUUCCAAAGACACAGAAAUCUGGCAGGAAAGAGAAACCAUCACACCCAGUAUUCAGAAAGGGUGCCAUUGUGUCUAAACCAGUUAUGCCCAUUAAAAAAGGUGUUUUGAUCUCCAGACAUCCUGUAAAGUUUAAAAAAAGUUCACUGAAAUAUGGGACAACUAGGACUCAGAAAUUAAGAGAAGCUAUGAAUAAGAAAAAUUUUAAACUGGUUGAAAAGGAAAUAGGGGAACCAAAUGUUGCUGCUGGAAAAUUGUUGCCAGAACAUGGUUCAAAACAAGAUGAAAAUGACUCAUAUGCCAAGCAUUUUGAACAGAAAGCUGAGCAGAUAUCAAGAGAAAAUAAUCCAACAAUGAUGCAGAAAAGUGAAUUGGAAUAUCAGGAUUUUGGUAUACAAGUUAAAAUGAGUGAUGAUAAUUUUUCUAGUACAGAACAAAAAUGUCUUAGCAAAGGCAUGUUAUUUGAUGGUAUUGAUAAUGGUGUAAGUAAUGAUAUUGGCCUAGGUGCUACGUACAAGUACGAUGCAAUUCGCGAUGCAAGUGCUACUCCCACAUCAAAUCAAAUUGAAGACGCUUAUAAAUUAUUCAGUGACGAAGACCGUGGUAAGGUUCCAAAUGUAUCAGAUUUGGUGUCCAUAGCAACAAACAGAAAAUACACUUACAAGGAAAGGUAUGAUAAUGGAUUACAAGAAAGGGCUCUUUCCUCUGACGGUGGAUUUUCAGAAAAAAGUCUAAAUAUGGGUGAUGGGCCGGGCGGUCAAAUUUACGUAAACCCUGAAGGAUCCACUAAGGAAUCUGGUUCAUCAGGCAGAAGAAUAUCAGAUGGGAGUCUCGCUUCAGUGAAUAAGCCAGGUGGUAAUGUUCCUAGUAACGAUGAAGGAUCCAGCAAAGAAUCGCCUGGUAGAUCCUCAUUGUGCAGUAGAUUAUCCCUUGAAAGUCUAGGCCUAUCAAUCAGCCAAUUGGCAAGGUUUUGAAUGCAACUUUUUCCGAAAAUUUAGACUCUAAUGUUGAUGAAGUUUUAUCGAAGUCAAGUUAUUCGGAUAAUUUUGACUCCGAUGGCGAUGCAAGUAACUACGACAGCAAAAGAAGCAGUGACGUGACAUGAUUUCGGCCAUUAUACAAAUUACCAAAGGGCUUACCAUUGCUAAACAAAACCACCUGUAUUGUAUAUAUAAACGUGAACCAAAAUAUGAAUUUAAGGGGCCGGUUGUACGAAGGCUGGUUA
This is a messenger RNA of Dendronephthya gigantea, 2429 nucleotides long. RefSeq names its product microtubule-associated protein 10-like. Gene Ontology annotation, molecular function: microtubule binding. The coding region runs from base 1 to 2178 and encodes 725 amino acids. The record is from RefSeq and is a predicted model, not a curated record. Lineage: Eukaryota; Metazoa; Cnidaria; Anthozoa; Malacalcyonacea; Nephtheidae. The transcript is spliced from 2 exons. Gene Ontology annotation, biological process: positive regulation of cytokinesis; mitotic spindle midzone assembly; cytoplasmic microtubule organization. Gene Ontology annotation, cellular component: midbody; cytoplasmic microtubule; centrosome.